AUGCUGUCCCCUGUACGCUUGGUAUCUCGUCGGAUCUGCUUUCCUGAAUCUCGUGCCACGGCCAUCCUACCUCGGUCCCCGGUGUCUCAAUUCCAAUCCACUCGAAUCAUAAGAAAAAUUUCGCCAUUGCCUACGUACUCCAGGGGUUUAAAUCCUCUUUUCGUCACUCCUGUUCGAUUCUUCUCCGGUUGUCGCACUCGAUCUACUGCCAACGUCACGAACGGAAUACCAAAGAUGGGCUCUCUCGCACCUUAUCAGCGGAAGCACAAAGUCACUGUGGUGGGCUCGGGAAACUGGGGCACUGCCAUCGCUAAGAUCAUUGCCGAAAACACGGCUAGCAAUGACGGCAUUUUCGAGAAAGAAGUUCAGAUGUGGGUUUUUGAAGAGAAAGUUGAGAUACCCCAGACUUCACGUCACUACGAUCCUUCGUCGCCCUUGUGUCAGGGCCCUCAGAACUUGACAGAGGUGAUCAACAAGACCCAUGAAAAUGUCAAGUAUCUACCCGGAAUUGCUCUUCCCGAAAAUCUACGCGCCAACCCCUCGUUGGUGGAUGCUGUCAAGGACAGCACCAUCCUUAUCUUCAAUCUACCUCAUCAGUUCAUCAUCAAGACUUGCGAACAGAUUAAGGGUAACAUCUUGCCCUAUGCCCGCGGUAUUUCGUGCAUCAAGGGUGUCGACGUGAAUGAAGACGGUAUUAGCCUGUUUUCCGAGACCAUCGGCAAGACUUUAGGGAUCUACUGCGGCGCGCUCUCAGGAGCGAACAUUGCCAACGAGGUCGCCCAGGAGAAGUGGUCCGAGUCGAGCAUUGCUUACGAUCCCCCUCACAUGGAUUCCAAAGCCCCGUCUCCCACUCUUUCCCCUACUGCGUCCGAUACGGAUGUGGUUCAUUUUGAGCACAAGGAUGUCUCCGGCGAGUUCUCACAGGUUAAACUUCGGCCCCUUCCCUCUGAGUAUCCUCCCGUCGACCAUGAUGUUUUGAAAUCCCUCUUCCACCGCCCAUACUUCCACAUCAGCGUGGUUAGUGACGUUGCAGGCGUCUCCCUUGGCGGGGCUCUGAAAAACGUUGUCGCGCUCGCUGCAGGCUGGGUGGAUGGCAUGGGAUGGGGUGAUAACGCCAAAGCUGCCAUUAUGAGAGUCGGCCUGCUCGAGAUGGUCAAGUUUGGCGUGAAGUUUUUCGGCGCCACGAUUGACGCGAAAACCUUCACCGAAGAAAGUGCUGGAGUUGCCGAUUUGAUUACCAGCUGUAGCGGUGGACGCAAUUUCCGAUGCGCUAAGCUUAGCGUUCAGAGGAACCAGCCCAUUGAAAAAAUCGAGGAAACCGAGCUCAAUGGCCAGAAGCUCCAGGGCACGUUGACUGCGGUUGAAGUGAACCGGUUCCUAAAAAAGCAGCGUCUGGAGGACGAGUUUCCCCUGUUUACUGCAGUUUAUCGUGUUCUUGAGGGCUCCAUGUCUGUUGCUGAUAUUCCAUCCUACAUUGAGCGGUAA
Molecule: messenger RNA, 1485 nt
Organism: Aspergillus clavatus NRRL 1
Lineage: Eukaryota; Fungi; Ascomycota; Eurotiomycetes; Eurotiales; Aspergillaceae
Product: glycerol-3-phosphate dehydrogenase family protein
Exons: 3
Coding region: 1-1485 (494 amino acids)
Biological process (GO): carbohydrate metabolic process; glycerol-3-phosphate catabolic process
Cellular component (GO): glycerol-3-phosphate dehydrogenase (FAD) complex; nucleus; cytosol
Molecular function (GO): NAD binding; glycerol-3-phosphate dehydrogenase [NAD(P)+] activity
Source: RefSeq, a predicted model, not a curated record